AUGCCCAACAAUAUGAACUUAAUUUUAGGUACAACUGUAGGUACUUACUUCCUUUACAAAGCAGUAGCGCCUUCAGACAAUGCUCGAGAAUUAACCUGGCAAUCCUUCAGAACCCAACUCUUGGACAAGGGCCUUGUCGAACGUCUCGAAGUCCUCAACAGAAACCGUGUACGUGUUCAUUUACGCAACGAUGCUAAUUCUUUGGGCGUUUCUCCCGCCACCUCAUUUUAUUUCUCUAUUGGAUCUGUCGAAGCCUUCGAACGUAGCUUGGACGAGGCACAAAAGGAACUCGGUAUUCCAUCCAACGAAAGAUUACCUGUUGCCUAUCACGACGAAAUCAGCAUUGGUCAAACGGUACUUCAUUUCGCUCCUACUUUACUCAUUAUCGGUGUCAUUUACUACAUGACAAAGAAAGGUCCUGGUGGUGCCGGCGGUGGUAUCUUUGGUGUAGGAAAGAGCAAAGCAAAGAUGUUUAACCAAGAAAAUCAAGUCAGUGUCAAAUUUAAGGACGUUGCUGGUGCUGAUGAAGCCAAGUUAGAAAUUAUGGAGUUCGUCAACUUUUUAAAGAACCCUCAAAUCUAUGAAAAGUUAGGUGCUACCAUUCCCAAGGGUGCUAUUCUUUCAGGUCCUCCUGGUACAGGUAAAACUUUGUUAGCAAAGGCCACAGCCGGUGAAGCAGGUGUUCCCUUUUACAGCGUCUCUGGUUCAGAAUUUGUUGAGAUGUUUGUUGGUGUAGGUCCUUCUCGUGUACGUGAUUUGUUCGCUACAGCCAAGAAGAACUCCCCCUGUAUCAUUUUUGUGGAUGAAAUUGAUGCCAUUGGUAAGGCUAGAGGUAAAGGUGGACAAAUGGGUGGUAACGAUGAGAGAGAAAGUACCUUGAAUCAAUUGUUGGUUGAAAUGGAUGGUUUUGAUUCUAACCAACAUGUCGUGGUAUUGGCUGGUACCAAUCGACCCGAUGUAUUGGACCCUGCCUUGAUGCGUCCUGGUCGUUUUGAUCGUCAUAUCUCCAUUGAUCGUCCUGAUAUUGGAGGUCGUGCUGAUAUCAUUCGUGUUCAUUUGAAGCCUAUCAAGACCAAGGUAGACACUGAGCAACUUGCUCGUAAAUUAGCUGCAUUGACUCCUGGUUUCAGUGGUGCUGAUCUUCAUAAUAUCUGUAACGAAGCUGCCUUGAUUGCUGCACGUCAUUUAAAGGAAGAGGUCGAAGAAAAGGAUUUCGAAGAUGCCAUUGAACGUGUUAUUGCAGGUCUCGAAAAGAAAUCUCGUGUUUUGUCACCUGAAGAAAAAAAGACGGUGGCGUACCAUGAAGCAGGUCACGCUGUGGCAGGUUGGUACCUUGAACACGCUGAUCCUUUACUCAAGGUGUCAGUCAUUCCUCGUGGUUCUGCUGCCCUUGGUUAUGCUCAAUACUUGCCCAAGGAUCAAUACCUUUAUUCCAAGAAGCAGUUAUUGGAUCGUAUGUGUAUGACAUUGGGUGGUCGUGUAUCUGAACAAAUCUUUUUUGAUUCCAUUACUACUGGUGCUCAAGAUGAUUUACAAAAGGUCACCAAGAUUGCCUAUGCUCAAGUCACUACAUACGGUAUGAAUGACAAGGUUGGACCCCUUUCAUUUAGUGAUCCUUCGGGAGAACAACAAUUCCAGAAACCCUUCUCUGAGCAAACAGGUACCUUGAUUGAUAAUGAAGCUCGUACAUUGAUUACAGAUGCUUAUGCUCGUACCUUGACAUUGUUGACCGAGAAGAAGGGAGAUAUUGAAAAGGUAGCCCAAUUAUUGUUGGAAAAGGAAGUGUUGACAAGAGAGGAUAUGGAGAAUUUAUUAGGUAGAAGACCCUUUGUUGAACAUACCGUGUAUGAUGAGUAUGUCCGAAGACCUGCUACACAAUCUGAGGAAGCCCCACCAGAUUUCCCCAAGGCCAACGACGAUGGCACAGUGCAAUAG
Mucor mucedo is the source of this 1935-nucleotide messenger RNA. RefSeq names its product peptidase family M41-domain-containing protein. The transcript has a single exon. The coding region runs from base 1 to 1935 and encodes 644 amino acids. Gene Ontology annotation, biological process: mitochondrial protein processing; protein-containing complex assembly. Gene Ontology annotation, cellular component: m-AAA complex; membrane. NCBI's taxonomy places the organism in Eukaryota, Fungi, Mucoromycota, Mucoromycetes, Mucorales, Mucoraceae. Gene Ontology annotation, molecular function: ATP hydrolysis activity; metalloendopeptidase activity; zinc ion binding. The record is from RefSeq and is a predicted model, not a curated record.